GCCUUCGAGAUCUGAAUUUCCCUGCGUUUCCGCUUUCCUCUUGCGGAUCCCGAAUUGGAAUUCCAGGACAAGGAUGGAUCGGCGGUGUCACGUGCACGGCUCUUUCCCCGCGUUCGCUUUCCGUCGGCUUAACCAUUUUCUGGGGUUGAGGGGGCCUGCCGAGGAAAGGGAAGAAUGUAAUACGUCUCUUUAAGACACCUGUCGGACGGCGGUCUUGUUGAUUUCGAAGCAUGAUUUGUGUUUCUGGAAAUAUUUACCACUUAUUGUUUUGAGAUCCAAAGCAAGAGCUGAGUGUACAGUGCAAUGCCUCUGUCCUCGCUUCUCCGCACUACUUCCCGACUGGGGUCGGCUGCAAUCCGAUCAACAGCUGCAAGAGCUGCUUCAACAGCAGCAAACCCAGCUGGUGGCCAGACCUCUCUCAACUCUAUCCUCGUUGCAAACCGAGGCGAGAUAGCUUUGCGAGUCGGACGGACAGCUUCUCAACACGGUAUCCGCAUAACUACGUUGUACACAGACCCUGAUGCAAAAUCCCAGCACGCUCUAAGCUCGCCCUCUGCCUUCAAUCUGGGACAUACAUCGGCGUAUCUCGACGGCGAUCGUAUCAUAGAGAUUGCUAAGAGGGAGGGUUGUCAGGCUAUACAUCCCGGCUACGGCUUUCUGAGCGAGAAUGCUGCUUUUGCCCAAAAGUGUACGCAAGCCGGCCUAGUCUUCAUUGGCCCACCAUGGAAGGCUAUCGAGGAUAUGGGAGACAAGAGUCGGUCGAAGGAGAUCAUGACCGCAGCAGGCGUGCCCUGCGUUCCAGGAUACCACGGCAGCAACCAGGAUCCAGCAUUCCUCGAACAAGAGGCCGAUAAGAUUAAAUACCCAGUGCUGAUUAAAGCAGUCAAGGGCGGAGGAGGGAAGGGCAUGCGCAUAGCCAAUUCCAAAGCGGAGUUUCAAGAUCAGCUGCGGUCAGCUCAGUCGGAGGCUCUGAAUUCCUUCGGAGACGAUCAUGUGUUGAUUGAGAAAUAUAUCACGACGCCACGACACAUUGAAGUGCAGGUCUUUGCGGACAAGCACGGAAACUGCGUCGCUUUAGGUGAGCGAGACUGCAGCAUUCAGAGACGCCAUCAAAAGAUUUUGGAAGAGUCUCCUGCCCCCGAUCUGCCUCAAGAGACGAGGAAGGAUAUCUGGAACAAAGCACGGUCGGCUGCAUUGGCCGUGGGCUACGAAGGUGCAGGAACUGUCGAGUUCAUUUUCGACAAUGAGACGGGCGAGUUCUUCUUCAUGGAGAUGAAUACCAGGCUCCAAGUUGAGCACCCAGUCACAGAGAUGGUUACCGGACAAGAUCUGGUUCACUGGCAGAUCCUCGUCGCUGAAGGAGCCCCUUUGCCACUUACCCAAGAAGAAAUCGAAGCCACGAUCAUGAACAGCGGCCAUGCCAUUGAGGCCAGAAUAUACGCUGAAAACCCUGACCAAGGCUUCAUUCCUGACUCUGGACUGCUCACCCAUGUGCGAACACCUACUCUCGGCAAAGAUGUGCGAAUUGAUGCUGGGUUCGUCGCAGGAGACGAGGUCUCUGCCCAUUACGAUCCUAUGAUUGCGAAGCUUAUCGUGCGAGGCGCAAACCGAACGGAAGCCAUUCGCAAUUUGACGCUCGCCCUCGAGGAGUAUGAGGUUGCUGGACCCGUUACCAACAUUGAGUUCCUGAAGGCCGUGUGCCAGAGCGAAGAUUUCGUCGAGGGCAAGGUUGAGACUGGGUACAUUGAGAAGCACAGAGCGGAGCUCUUCGCGGAGAAGAGUAUUCCGGACGAAGUGCUGGCCCAGGUCGCGCUGGCUUGUCUGAUCCAGGAUUCCACAUCUGAACCCGCCGUCCAAACUCACUGUCGAGGACCCAGAGGAGGAUCCGUGGGGUUCGGCCCUGGCUAUCAGCAACGACAGUUCACCUUUGCAGAAGAAACGGCAGCUGCUGGACACGGCAAGGAGCAUGCAGUCGAGGUGCACCAAACUGGGGAGGACAAGUUUCGUGUCAUUGUCAACGGACAAGUCUGGGACAACGUGACGACCCAGGUUGACUUGCAGUCGAGGGUGGUGCGAUCAUUUUUCCCCCACACACGACUGGACACUACGGUGAUACGAGACGAGAACUCGGUGAUCGCAUUUCAGCGGGGUCGACAGUAUCGCCUGGAAAUACCGCGGGGGAAAUGGAUGGAAAAAGCACUGGGUAUCCGUGAUGUUGCUAACAGCGUACUAGCACCGAUGCCGUGUAAAAUCCUUCGUGUUGAGGUCCAGGCAGGCGACCGGGUGGAGAAGGACCAAGCGCUGGUGGUGAUUGAGAGUAUGAAGAUGGAGACGGUCAUCCGCAGCCCGCAUCACGGGACCAUUGCGCGGGUUGUACACAAGAAAGGGGAUCAAUGCAAGAGCGGUACGCCGCUGGUCGAAUUUGUCGGUGACGAUGCAGCAUAAUCUGCCGGCCGUCGUGGAUGUGUUGGAGAUUGAAAUGGACCAGAGUCACCACGGACCAGGCCUACCAUAUGAUAUGAGAGCGUAAAUCCGGAGAUCGUGCGAGGUGAUCGGUCGGGACACUCGGGAUAAGAUGGCUUCUAGCCAUGUUCGGAC
This is a messenger RNA of Paecilomyces variotii, 2598 nucleotides long. RefSeq names its product putative 3-methylcrotonyl-CoA carboxylase subunit alpha. Lineage: Eukaryota; Fungi; Ascomycota; Eurotiomycetes; Eurotiales; Thermoascaceae. Gene Ontology annotation, cellular component: mitochondrion. Gene Ontology annotation, molecular function: ATP binding; metal ion binding; methylcrotonoyl-CoA carboxylase activity. The coding region runs from base 304 to 2445 and encodes 713 amino acids. The record is from RefSeq and is a predicted model, not a curated record. The transcript has 5 exons.